AUGUCUUUGCAUAUCUUUAUCGCUCACUCCGGUGAGCAUAUACUGGCUGAUCCAGUAAACUUCGCAUCUCCUGAAUCACUGAAAUUAUGGAUCGUCCGCAAUACGUCAAUACCUCCUGGGAGGCAAAUAUUGAUGACUGCCCGGGGGAAGAACGUCAAGACCCAAACGCUUGCCGCUGAGACAGAAAUAUUUGUAUAUGAUCGACAAUACAUUAGCGAACCCGGCGACAUCGAGCUCCCAGACCUACCUACCCCAGAACCCUUUCGGCCCAGCAGUCCACCGGCGUCCCUUUCAGACCAGAAUGAUCUACAAGCAUGGCGGAAUCUAUUCAUGGCAAGACGGAGCUGGGCCUUGGAUCUAUCUGCCCGCUGUGGAACGACUGAGAAGAUCACUCGUGAGCAUAAUGAGCGGACUGAUGUCAUCAAUCGGGCUGUAGGUGUCGCGAUGGAGAACCUCAAGUCUCACGUGGGUAACUUAGAGCAUCGGUUUCAAGAAGCUCAGACAUGGGCGAAUAAUCUACUGGAGGAGCAGCAAGCUGCUCUAAACGGCUGGCAACGCGCUCUAGCGGUACUGGAGACCAUCCCAGCACGGAAGGAUUUUCCUAUUCUCGGCCGGCCCUCUACGCCAAAGGUGGAUAAUAAUCGCCUUACUGGGUCUCUCCGCGAAUUUGUCGAUGUGGGCGAGGUUCUACAAGCUGGCGCUGACGCGGCGGUUGUAUCCCCGCGCUUUGCGGGUCAGGUUCACGACAUCGAAAAAACAAUUGGUGAUCUUGCCUCCGAUACGCAACACCUUGUAGGCGAUGUACUUCUUUCGCCUAUCGAAGAAGACGACGGUAUGCUUACAGAGGUGGAAACUAUCGCGAAGAAAAUCGGAUCCGACUAUGAACACGUCCUCAGCCUGCCUAAUAACCAGAAGAUGUUGGCAAAUGUCUCAAGACUUGCCCUCAAUCAUACCCAGAACCUUCUUCCAAGUCUGCUCGAGCUUGGCGGGGACAUUCAGCACGCCCUCGAGCAAGCUGUACGUCGCCGCAGUGCCGCCGAGAAGACUGCCCUUCAACAUAUGCGCACGAUCUCGUUUAUUGAAUCCCGGCUGGCUGACGCCCAUGCUCAACUUGUCAAUCUUGAUGUCAAAAGCAACGCAUUUGAUAUCCUUUACUCUGUUUUCCAGAUGCCAAUGACAUACGGAUCCAUUCUCAUCGAGUGUGUUCGGAGGCGGGAAUGGGGUGUGAAGAUCAAGGCAGAUUCUUUAAGUUUGGCGGAGGAGAUGGCUAUCUUGAGAGACGAGGAGCAGAACCGGCGGAAGAAGUGGUUGAAGAACAUGGGCGACUACGUCUCCUUUGGAGACUCUGCAACCCCAGGUAUCGAAGUCAACCUUCAAGGGCAAGAUGAAGAAUGGCCCGAAGUCAACCGGAAAGAAAUUGAGAUAUAUAUCGAAGAGUUACGGUCUAAAAACUCGCUCACAAAUAUUGUGAAUGAUUUAUCCCAAAGGUUCAAAGACUUGGAUGCUCCCAGUCGCCAGCAAAGACGACGAGCUAAGGCAGCAUUCAAGAAUGGCAGUGUGUUUGACCUCGGUCGAAGUUCCAUGUUGCUCCGUGGUGAUGAUAUGGUUCAAAGCCUGCAACAAGAUAAGACGAAACUAGAGGAGAGGUUGAAAGGGUCCGAAAGUCGUAUUCGAAAAUUAGAGGACCUGCUUCAUCGCCAAAGCCACUUCAGUCGUCCUUCUAGUGGCAAUUUUGGACCAGAUUUUCCUAGUUCGCCGGCAUCGCCAUAUCCCGAUACUCUUUCAAGGCGUUCUUCCGUAUCCUCGCGGCGGGUAUCUAUGACACAGUCCCCGGAAGAUAGGGCACUUGUUCAACGUAUAGUAGCUCUCGAGGCUGAGCUCGCCGUGGAAAGAGAGACAGUUCAGAGACUUCACAAAGACGCACAGGCCGAGCGCCAAACCAAUUCAGAUAAGUAUCAAGAAGCCCAAUCCACCAAGCAAGACCUCAUUGGAAAUCUCGAAGCACGCCAACGCGAAUUUGAAGAUGAGCGGAAAUACUUGGAAACAGAGAUGAAGAAGUUGAGGCUACGUGCGGAGGAGGUCGAGGAGGAAUUGGAUAGGCUGUCUGAUAGCCGCGAUAAUGGGAAACAGGAUCUUGAAGAUCGUGUCCACCAGCUUGAGAUCGAAUUGCAGACUGCCCAUGCCAACUUUGACGAGCAAACCCUAAAGACUCAUGAUCUGAAUGAACAGGUCGAGGCUCUGCAAGACAUGGAGAAAGUUCUUCAGUCAAAGCUUGAAGACCUUGAGCGCCAGCAGACUGAAUAUAGUGAAAAGGAUCAAGAAAACUACCACGCUCUCGAGGCCGUUUUCAUGAACUUGUCUUCAGGAGGCGCCGUUCCUCUUGGGCUCCCUGGAAUUAUCAAGGCCGUUGAAGUGCUUUCCGAGGGAUUAUCUAUUCAUUCCCGAAGCGCCGAAGACAGCGCGUCGAAGGCCAUGGCCGAGAACAAGUCCCUUGGAGAGACAAUCGCGCAGCUUGAAUCCGAUCUAGCCGAGCGCGCUAAAGUCUCCGAUGAGCGUGAUGCGGAACUAGUCAAAUUGAGAGCAGAACUUUCGCAGACAAGAGCCAAAUUGGAAGAGACCAAGACGGAACUCAACCAGGAACGAUCAAACCUGGCCUCCCUGCAAUCUCAAGUGGCAGAAGAUAAUGGUGCUGAUGCACUGCGUGAAAGGCUUGCUGAAACGGAGCGGAAGCAAGCUGAAAUCGCCGAGCAGCUGGCCGCUGCAGAGUCCCAAGCUUUGGAGUUCAAAACUAAAGAAACAGAGUGGGACGAAAAAUUAAAGACUGCCUCCACGGCAGAGAAAGAGGCUGUGGCCCGUUACGAGGCUCGGGGUGCCAAGUCGCAUGAUCUUUCUGCGCAGCUUUACUCGCAAGUCGAAAAGUUUGGGCAAAUGCUUGAACAGCUAGGCUUUGCGAUGAUCCAGCAGGAUGGCAAACUCCUUAUCCAACGAGCUUCAAAACUCAAUGCUUCUUUAACUCAAAUUGGGGAGAGCAACAUCCAGUCUAGCAUUCUAUCUGCGAAACCGGAUACCACUCUUUUGGAGUGGAUGCAAGACGAUAGCCCUGAGGAUGAAGACGUCAAGUUUGCUACUUUCAUGGAAAGCCUAGCUCGCUUCGAUGUCUCUAUAUUCGGGGACGUGGUCGUGAAACGGGUGAAAGAUAUUGAGCUGCUCGCUCGUAAGUGGCAAAAGGAAUCUCGUGGCUACCGUGAGAAGUACCACCGGUUCCAAAAAGAUUCCCAUGACAAGAUCGCCUACCGCUCUUUCAAGGAAGGGGAUCUUGCCCUGUUUCUACCCACUCGUAACCAAGCUAUACGUUCCUGGGCUGCCUUCAAUGUUGGUGCUCCACACUACUUCCUACGCGAGCAGGACUCUCACAAGCUCAAGUCCCGGGAUUGGCUCCUCGCUCGCAUUUCAAAGAUUGACGAGCGCGUUGUGGAUCUCUCCAAAUCAUUGAAUGGCGUCACACCGGACCAACGCUCGCUAGGGAAUGUCAGUGAUGGCGCCUCUUUUGACGAUGAGAAUCCGUUUGAACUAUCAGAUGGUCUACGCUGGUACCUCCUUGAGGCCAACGAGGAAAAGCCAGGUGCACCCGCUACUCCUGGAAUAUCUAAGAGUACUGUCGCUUCUGCAAAUGUCGACGUCAAGGGUAGUAUCCGCCUGAAGCGCCCGACUGAAGAGAGCUCCGUCGCCCAAACCCUCUCGAAAAGCCUAGACAGCCGACGGGGAAGCUCCACCUCAAAACGGGGCACCCCUACUCCCUCGCACAAAGAUAAUGAGUCCGUAGUCGAUCUUGUCCGACCCGCCGACGUAGAUGCCAGCUCUAAACCUCGAGAGACACAUCCGAUAUUCGACGAGGUUCGCCGCGACCUGCUCCUCGGCCCGUGA
Molecule: messenger RNA, 3924 nt
Organism: Penicillium taxi
Lineage: Eukaryota; Fungi; Ascomycota; Eurotiomycetes; Eurotiales; Aspergillaceae
Gene: atg11
Product: autophagy protein ATG11
Exons: 3
Coding region: 1-3924 (1307 amino acids)
Biological process (GO): autophagy of mitochondrion; autophagy of peroxisome; autophagosome assembly
Cellular component (GO): phagophore assembly site membrane; extrinsic component of membrane; Atg1/ULK1 kinase complex
Molecular function (GO): molecular adaptor activity; protein kinase binding
Source: RefSeq, a predicted model, not a curated record